Messenger RNA from Trichomycterus rosablanca, 1025 nucleotides. RefSeq names its product RAB15 effector protein (gene rep15). The coding region runs from base 1 to 732 and encodes 243 amino acids. Gene Ontology annotation, biological process: receptor recycling. NCBI's taxonomy places the organism in Eukaryota, Metazoa, Chordata, Actinopteri, Siluriformes, Trichomycteridae. The record is from RefSeq and is a predicted model, not a curated record. The transcript has a single exon.
AUGACUCAAAACAAAGGUCAAACCAAGACCAAAAGCAGAAAAUACCUAUGGUCUAUUACUAAUACCCCAUCAAGCGUCACCUGCUGGUCUCUCUUUAGUGAGUGUAUUCAUGCGGCUACAGUCAGGACCUGUGAGUAUCUACACUUUACAGACCUGGAAAACAAGUUCUACCCAAGCAGUGCAACCCUGAGGGAGAUCUUCCUUAUGACCUACAUCCAGCGCAGCCUCCACCUAAACCUAACGAAGAUGUUCAGCUGUACAGUCAUGACCCAAAAGCAAAGACUCAUCUUGGGGACAGACUGGGUCUGGGCUUUGCUUGAUCUGCCCAGCAAAAACCCAAGAAUCCAGAUUGCUGUGCAAGUCCUUCAUCUCUCUGAGCACAUCGAGGAGGACAGAGAGAAAUGUUCCUGCAUGGAGAUCUUGCGUACAUCUGGUCCGGAGGCGCUCGAGAAGACCCGAGUUGAGAGGAUGGUGGAGUUUUGCUCUUCUGUAGGUAGAACCUGCUUUGCUCUGUUCCUGUUUUUUGGGCGUAAGAAUGACCCAGGGACGGUUUGGGGUUUGCUUAGCAACAACUUGCAUGAGGCACUAGGGAGGUGUGUCAGAAUCGACCAGGAUUUUGUUGAGGGAUUUUUCAAAGGAGCAAAAGGCUGGGUUACCUCAGGCGGGAUGCUGCAAGCCGUGAUCAAUAAAAAGGACAACGACCCCCUAACCAUGCUAGUGAAGUUUACGUAAGAUUCUCAUCAAUAAAUUGCAAAACAUUAUUGAGUAAUUAGACUGAACAGCUCUGCCGUGGUUGGCUUUUUGACUGGCAUACAGCACAUGGCACUGAUGUUAAAGAUGUGUUAAAUUCCUCAGUCCUCAGAACUGGUCAUAGUUGCUCAUCUGCAACUAUGGCCACCACAGUUCUAACAGCAUACAAAUUUAAUGCAUUAAAAACAAUAAGUUGUCAUUUGUUAAUUCUAUUAAAUCUUUAUUUGAUUGCAGUGCAUAUGUCAACUGUUUUAUUGUCCAUCUAAGAUGAAAGU